This is a messenger RNA of Colletotrichum spaethianum, 804 nucleotides long. RefSeq lists its product as uncharacterized. NCBI's taxonomy places the organism in Eukaryota, Fungi, Ascomycota, Sordariomycetes, Glomerellales, Glomerellaceae. The transcript has a single exon. The record is from RefSeq and is a predicted model, not a curated record. The coding region runs from base 1 to 804 and encodes 267 amino acids.
AUGGCUGUUGGACCUUCCCAAAAGACACUGAAGACGCAAAUGGGCCAGAGCGCCAGAAGAAUAUCUGCGCCCGCGCCUCCUGCAAGUCUUAAUCGCGAGGUCCAAGUGUGCCCAGAAGCCCUCAGUCAGCAUGAUACCCCUGACAGUCUCGUUAUGAAUAUGGUAGAUGACUGCGGAACCGAUCACGAUUUGUUCUGUCUUCCCAAGGACGAGCGGCCAGUUUCAGGCGAUAAGAGCGGAAAGCCUAUAACUCUAUCGGAUAUUCUCGGCUCGCGGCAUAGCAAAUUCUGGAUCAUACGAAUCUCGAGGCUCAUCGCAGAGGCCGUACUCAGGUUCGACCUCAAAGACUCGGAUCCUAGCCCCGAAAGUAGCGUGGUGUUCUACAAGUCCGCCGAACAUGACCUAACACCCUUUCUAGAAAGGGUUAUCAAAAAGCCUACAGCACUCUCUUAUGCGGUCGAUGAUGACGAACAUUCUUCCAGGCCAAGAUCUGCACUUCUCUUGAACUUGGCACAAAUCCUACUCCAACUCGGUCUUAUUGGUCUGCCCACCCCGGAGAAACUGCGAGGAAUUCCGCAAAAUGAUGGUGAGCGGCGAUCGUACAUCAGCGAAAAGGCCCUGAGCACGUGCUCCAACAUGGGAGACGCUUAUUCCCGGGUGAUCUUAUCCUGCGUCGAGUUUUCUACGUGGGAGACCCACAUGUAUGGCGACGAGAAGUUCAAGGAGCAGUAUUACAGGAGCAUUGUGAAACCACUUAAGGGUAUGGAAGAGGCUUUGCUUUCUUGCCAGAUCAACAUGAGGUAA